ACUAUUGAAAAUGUUCACUAACAAAGAAUCCGGAAGGUUUUUAACUUUAGAUUUAUUGCUCUAAACAAUUCUAAAACGAAGAUAUGUAUAUGGGAAAAAUACUGUACCUUUUACUUAACUUUCUCCUUCACCUUAACUCAUCUUUAGGUAGGUAACAGAGAGAAUUGUUUUUUUAUUGACCUUCCGUUUUGAACUAAUGGUUUAUUUUUUUUUAUUAAUAAAGAGAUCAGCAGUAAAAACUGCCUUAGUUUAAAUGAAGGAAAAAUUAUUGGCCAUUAUUGCUAUUUUCUAUCAAAUUCUACAAUAUACAGCAAGCGUCAUAAUAAUACGGAAGGAGAGUUUGUUGAUCCGUGCCAUUCUAACGCUAAUUCUUUUACUACUGACCUAUGGUGUAACUUUUCACCUGUUAAUAAUUUUGUAAACUAUUCAACAAUCAUUGGUAAAUACUAUAAGUCUAUUAUUAAUUAUCUUAUAAGAGAAAUAAUCCGAACGAUGAACAGGUGAUGGGAAGGUUGGAGAACCAGUUUUAGAUCCUGACUUAGGAUGUUUCACUGAUUCUAGUAUAAAACCUAUUCUACCUACAAAAAUGCCUAUAAAAAGUAACUAUGUAACAAGAACAUUUUGUCAGGACUAUUGCGGUAUCUAUAAUAAUGGUAAUGGAUUUAAAUAUUCUGGAAUUCAAUUUGAUGGGGUAAUAUUUUUUAUUAAUAUAAUAUUAAUAAUAAUAUUUCUAUCAAAAUAAAUUCACUAAAUCAAGUUUACAUUUGAAACAAAAUGCAGUCGGAUAACAUUUGUUUUUGCGGAGAUCAGCUUGGCGAAUGGACACGUUCGGAACUGUGUACGACCAAGUGUCACGAUGGAUCAAAUUGUGGAGGGAAUAAUGCCAUUUUCAUAUCCGAAGUAACCUUAACAACUUGGAAAUGGAAUGAACCAAAAUCGUUUAGUUGCGUUUACGCUAAAUCUUCAUCUCUUGAAUUAGUAUCCAGUUCUUGCGAUGAGCUAAAAUCCUACGUGUGUAAAGAUGCUGAAAAUAACUUCUACUUUGAAGCAAAAAAUGUAACGGCCUUUGAAGCGAUGAAAGAAUGCAAUAAAACAUCCAGGACUUUGGCAUACUUUACAGAUGCCUUGAAAAAAGGAGACUUAAAAGAUAAAGUGAAAAAUGAUGCUUGGUUGGCGUAUACCAAUCUUAGAUGGAUGGACGGAGAAGAAAAAAUAACUAUAAGUUCAAGUUGGUCAACAAAAGCUAAAUGUAGCUCGCUCGAUAAUAUGAAUUAUAUCAUAUAUACACCAAAUGGAUGGGAUUGUGCAAAGGCUUCCGAUGAAUAUCCCACUCUAAGACGCAUAGCGAUUGAUGAUUCGCAAGAAACAAUACCAGAACUCGGAGCGUCGAAUUCAAAAGAAAAAACAUCAACUAUUAUAAUCGCUGUUGUUUGCCUUGUUGUCGGGAUUGGCCUAAUUACUGUAGUAAGUUUCCUAUUCCUUCGUGGUAAAAGAAAAGAAAAUUCACAUUAUAAAAGGGAUAAUAACUCAAAAGAUAAUUUUGAAAAGGCGUAA
Molecule: messenger RNA, 1554 nt
Organism: Dimorphilus gyrociliatus
Lineage: Eukaryota; Metazoa; Annelida; Polychaeta; Dinophilidae
Source: the annotation of a GenBank genome assembly